Molecule: messenger RNA, 694 nt
Organism: Guillardia theta CCMP2712
Lineage: Eukaryota; Cryptophyceae; Pyrenomonadales; Geminigeraceae
Exons: 3
Biological process (GO): N-terminal peptidyl-glutamic acid acetylation
Cellular component (GO): NatA complex
Molecular function (GO): protein N-terminal-serine acetyltransferase activity; protein-N-terminal-glutamate acetyltransferase activity
Source: RefSeq, a predicted model, not a curated record
ACGGGUGAGGCGCACGAGGGCAUGGUGAACAUUCGGCGGGCGCGGGUGGAGGAUCUGCUUGAGAUGCAGGCGUGUAACCUCGCCUGCCUCCCCGAGAACUACCAGCUCAAGUACUACUUCUACCAUAUCUUCUCUUGGCCCCAGCUCCUCCACGUCGCCGAGGACUCUUCCAAGAAGAUCGUGGGCUACGUCAUGGCCAAGAUGGAAGAGGAUGCCUCGGAGAGCCACGGCCACAUCACCUCACUUGCUGUCCUCCGCUCGCAUCGCAAGCUUGGGCUUGCCACGAGGCUCAUGAAGGCUGCAGAGUACGACAUGGUGGAAUGCUUUGACGCUGAGUAUGUUUCUCUGCAUGUUCGAAAGAGCAAUCGUGCUGCUUUCCACCUUUACAGCGAGACGCUGGGCUUCCAGGUUCAUGACAUAGAGAAGAGUUAUUAUGCAGACGAUGAGGAUGCAUAUGACAUGCGAAAAGAUCUUCGAGAUCACCCAAGGAAGAAGAAGAACAGGGAAGCAGCGGACCAGCUUGCGUCCGAUGUAAAGAACAUCUCGCUUAAUGGCAACAAGGACGGAGAAGAUGGCGGGCCUGAAGGGGUUACGAACGAAGGAGGAGUCGAUGUAUAUGCAGAAUCGAACGAGGAGGAUGGAACGUGUUAAGCUUCCAGCGUAAUAUCUAUUCGAUUGAAUCAUCAGCUGAAGC